AUGGAAGCGGCGGCUUCGGCAGUAUCGACGGGGCCGACGUGGAGCCGAGCGGUGCGUCCGACGAUCUGGGAGGCGGCCCAGCCUCGGAAUCCGAUCCAGCUGGUGGAGAAUCAUAUCCCGCAUCAAAUCCUAGAAGUGGAGGAGAACCAAACGGCAUCUGGAGCGGGUGUUCAAGCCGACGUCCCUGCUGUAGCGGCUGUAGCGCCGGCUGUAGCGUCUCCCCUUCGCGGCACUCCCCAAGGAGAAGCUACUUCCCCAUCCAACUCGCGCGCUACAGGUGUGACAAGCUCCUCAUGCACAAGGGAAGCAGACGUUACAUCCGCCUCUGCUGCUCCCGCGGCCUCUGGUGCUACAACCGAUGCAGGCGCUACAUCCGCCCCUCUUGCUACAGCCGCCACUGCUGCUACAGCCGCACCUCAUGCUACAGCCGCAGUGGUGUCACAUGCUGACUUCAUCAUUCGUGCUGUAGCGCCGUCCGCUGGCGUCGCCCUCUGGGACGCGCUCAGGCGCGCUACAGACGCUGCUGCCACGGCUGUAGUCUCCCUGCACACGUGGCAAGCGGAGGACUGCGCUGACGUGGUCGAGGCCUGCAGCAGAGAGUUCUGGGCGGCGGUUACGGCGGAUGAUGCAGGAGAAGAAGAGGAUUGGAUCCUGGCCGUUGAUUCUCUCGGAUUAUGGUGGCUCUUCGGGCACCUGGACACCAACAUCGGCGACAACGUGGGGUCAGGAUCAACCUGCGCCCAACCUGGGCUGACUUCACCAGAAGAAGAAUACUCCGACUUAACUUUGAACAAGGAAUCUCAACUGGAGAAUCCAGGCGAAGGUGUUAAUGAGGGUGUGAUUGUGGCUGAAGCAGCUGGGGCUGAGCAGUUGGAGCAGCUAGAACAGCGGGGACAGCAGGAUGGCUGCACUUCUGACACGCACAGACAAGAGCGACCCGAAGGGUGCUAUGCUGUGCGUGUGUUUGUGUCCGAGUUUGAGGCCCGGGCGCCUUUCCUGCACUUCUCUCUCUCGGAACAUGCCGCCCGGGUCGCCGCCUCGCCCAAUGCGGGAGGCGCUUCCGUCAUUUCCGAGUCGCUUUCUGUGGAGUAUUUCGUGCGUCAUUUUGGUGCAACUGACAUUAUUUCAGAGAUGGAGAUCAAGUACUGCGACAGCAACUGGAAGAAGGUGGAUUACAUCUGCAGCUUGUUUGGGCAGCGCUUUGGAGUGUCGGUCACUCGAGCCAUGAUGUACCCCGACCCUGCUCUCUUCGACAGCCACCGUGCUCGUGCCCUGCUCAGGAAGAAGCUGCACGGGCUGGUGGUGGCAUGGUCGGGCAUCUCUCCCAUGCACUGCUUCUCUCGAGCCAUUCUCCACGUAUGGUGUGAAACCUCACAUAUAGCCAACCUUCUGCAAGACGCAUUUCCAGAGGUUUCAAGCUCCUUGGAUAUGCAAGAAGACGUGCUGAUGGUGCUGACUGUUGCCGAAGGCCAUCAAGGCUGGCCUAUCUUCUAUGAGUCCUUGCAUUCCUGCCAAUCCCGUGUCGGCUCUGUCGGAUUUUUCGCUCCUGUCGGUUCUGUUUGGAAGUUCCAACCUCCGGUCGCCGCGGCUCCGAACCGUGCUGACCGGCCUGGGCGGGACCACCCGCAUCGCACCAGUACAGGUGGAACGGCGGCAGCGGCGGGAAUGGCUCCUUUCGCAGCGGAGUUCGGCGCGCCGUCGCACGAUUUCGUCGUGCGAACUCUGUCGCCGCGUUCCCCUUCGUGCCGAGUGACUCUUAGAGAGGCGCUUCAGCGCGAGGGGGCGGCGGGUGCGCUGGUUGCGGGGGAACGACAUGUGAGCAAUAGCUGGAUGACAGACGAUUUAUUGACGGGAAUUGACGAUGACCCUUCUACUAUUUCUUCCCCCGCCUCAGCCUCCUCUUUCGCAUCCGAACCGUCAGUCCCGACUAGGGGUAAAGGAGUGGGGGACAGAGAGUGGGAAGGGGGCGGGAAAUUGACUGUACAGGAUGGUCGUGUAUAUAAAGAGAUUGUAGACGAGAUUAGACUAGGCGAAGGGAGUGUACAGGCAGAGGCGGUUUUCCUGAGUGAGUUCGAAGCGCGGGCCCCGUUUGUCGACUUCACUCUAUCGGAAGACGCUGUCAGGGUUGCUUCCUCCCCAAAUGCUGGAGGCGCGUCCGUCAUUUCCGAGUCCCUUUCAGUGGAGUACUUUGUGCGCCAUUUCGGUGCAUCUGACAUAAUUUCAGAGAUGGAGGUACAGUACUGCGACAGCAACUGGAAGAAGGUGGAUUACAUCUGCAGCUUGUUUGGGCAGCGCUUUGGAGUGUCGGUCACUCGAGCCAUGAUGUACCCCGACCCUGGUCGAUUUGACUACGACCACGCAAAGGCCCUUCUCAGAAAGAAGCUGCAUGGGCUGGUGGUGGCAUGGUCAGGCGUAUCGCCCAUGCACUGCUUCUCUCGAGCUAUCCUUCACAUCUGGUGUGAGACCCCGCACAUCGCCAACCUCCUACACCAGGCCUUCCCAUCUGUGUGCAGAGAGCUUGACCUUCAAGAGGACACGAAGCUGCCCUCUGCACUUGGGUCCAUAUGGGGAAAAAACACAGAUGUAGGUGAGGAUCUAUCACAUGGCUCUACAUAA
Closterium sp. NIES-65 is the source of this 2616-nucleotide messenger RNA. NCBI's taxonomy places the organism in Eukaryota, Viridiplantae, Streptophyta, Zygnematophyceae, Desmidiales, Closteriaceae. The record is from the annotation of a GenBank genome assembly.